Lytechinus pictus (painted urchin) is the source of this 4084-nucleotide messenger RNA. Its product is annotated as trafficking protein particle complex subunit 3-like. The transcript is spliced from 5 exons. Bases 369 to 911 code for a protein of 180 amino acids. Gene Ontology annotation, cellular component: TRAPP complex; cis-Golgi network membrane; cytosol. NCBI's taxonomy places the organism in Eukaryota, Metazoa, Echinodermata, Echinoidea, Temnopleuroida, Toxopneustidae. Gene Ontology annotation, biological process: endoplasmic reticulum to Golgi vesicle-mediated transport; intra-Golgi vesicle-mediated transport. The record is from RefSeq and is a predicted model, not a curated record.
GGCCGAGCGCGGUGUGCGUAAGUUCUGCGAGUACUGUCAGAUUUGACUGAAUCCAGAGCAGAGGGAAAUUUUAGGAAAAUAAUAAGUUUUAUACCAUAUCUAAUGUUCAUUUUCCUUUCGUUUUUCAAGGAGAAUUGAACAACACAUUUCUAUAAUUCACGAUAUAUCACAUAUGACUUUAUCAUAUAAACCAACGUCUCCAGAGUUAUAGUUUUCUGUGAUCCCAUUUUUAUCUUCACUUCACUCUUCAGUCCCAUUCGUAGGAUAGUGUGUACGGCCUACUGACGCCUUUAUUGACUGGAUCUGGACUUCAUCAACAAUAAACAAACUGAAAAAGCUCAACGCAGUUUUUUUUUUCCUGAACCGACAUGUCGAGACAAAGCAGUAGAGCAACAGACCCUCGUAAAAUUAGUCAAGAGCUGUUUACUCUCACGUAUGGCGCCCUUGUGGCUCAACUUGUGAAAGACUACGAGAGCGAUGAGGAAGUCAACAAACAGCUUGAUAAAAUGGGAUAUAACAUCGGCAUUCGUCUUGUGGAGGAUUUCUUAGCACGGUCCAGUAUUGGUAGAUGUAAUGAUUUCAGAGAAACAGCAGAUAUCAUUGCCAAGUCUGGAUUCCGCAUGUUUCUUGGAGUGACUCCGAGUGUUUCUAACUGGAGUCCUGCUGGUGAUGAGUUUUCCCUCGUGAUGGAUAAUAAUCCUUUGACUGACUUUGUAGAACUCCCAGAUGAUCACAGUAACCUAAACUACUCCAAUGUGCUCUGUGGUGUCAUAAGGGGUGCUUUGGAAACGGUUCAAAUGGAUGUGAGCGUGAGGUUCGUCCAGGAUACACUUAAAGGAGACAAUCAAACAGAGAUACGUGUUAAAUUCAUCCAGAGAUUAGAAGAUGCUUUACCAGCUGGAGAGGAAUGAGCCCCAUACACAUCUCUUGUAUAUAAAGGACUGUGUAAAUAUAUAAAUAUAACCAUGAAGAUAUGAUAUCAUUCCCUAUUAUGAGUGUAAUACACAACGUGAGUAUGAGACCCUGUUUAAAAUUGGAAAAAUGUAUGUGUAAUACACACACAGCAUAAUAACCAACGAUUAUAAAAAUACUUACAUGCAUUUCGUUCGUAAAGUGCUCAUAUCUACUUUGCAUGGUGCUCAAAAGUGGCAAUUGUUUUAGUCAGUUGGCCAUCCGGCACACAUGUAUUUUUUCAAGUAAAUUACACCUGGCAGACUUUUCACAACUUAGUCAUUUGUAUGUUACAUAAUAAUACACAAGUAGUCACCUGUCCUUGGGUGCCAAGUCAGCCUGUUGAUCAUAUUGGAUCCUGCAGCUGACAUGGCUAAAGUUGAAAGCCAUUCUUUGUACAUUAAAAUUCCUCUUUUUCACAAGCAUCUUGAUGCUGAGUUUAUAAUUUAUCAAAAAUUUGAUUUGGAAUAUAGGAAAUGCACUCCCGUAAUGUCAAAACAGGAAAAGCUCAAAUCUCAUUGAGCAAGAGAACAUCUCACCCAUUGUACAUGACUUUUGUACAGCUUCAUGGAACAAAACCUUGGGUAAAAGAGCAUAAUGUGGAUGAAUUUGUUUCUGAAAGAAAUAUAUGCUCUGGCUGGUUCACUAUCCUACGAUGAACGACAAAGAGACAGAACCCCCAUAUUACAUAAUGCUCUAUACCCUUCACAGUAAUAGAUAGGUGCAAAGGAAACAGACACUUACCAGUAUACAUUUUAUAACCCCACUAUAGUCUUUACUUGUUAAGUUGCUGCUAUGAAUAUUAUUUUGUAUUGAAUUGUAGUACAUGUUACUAUGUUUGAAGAAAAGAGAAAGAUAAAUACUAGUCUAGUAUUAACCCUUACUGCAUCAUACCCUUCACAUGCAACAGAAUGUAAUUCAAUCUUUGGGCAUCUCCAUAUUCAUUGGUAUGAAGCAGAACACAAGUACGGUUAACAUCAAAGGUUACCAUCCCAUUAGGCUUCUAUUAUACAAUGUACAUGAAACAAGAUGCAGCCUUUGACCUCCAAAAUUUAGCAUAGGGGAUAGUUUUGCUAAUCAUGAAAUAUGAUUUUCUUUAUAUUCAUGUUUAGUAAGUUGAUUUUAGGAAAUUGCUUUAAAUAUGGUAUAUAGUAGUUAACAAUGAAAAAGUGCAAUACUUUGUCCACUCUGUUAGAUAUGUCAAUCUUGAUAAAUGAUUUUGAUAUUUUUUAGAUAGCUUCAGAUGGUGAUUGUCGGAAUUCAGCGAACCUUUUAGAAGCACCAUCCAUUUUUCCUGUAGUAAAUGAUUCAGAAUGUUUAAAUUCCAGAGUUUUUCAAAUUAGAAAUAACUUUUAGAACCACUUUGUAAACAUACAGGCAGUAAAUUACUUUCUGCCUGCCAUCCAUGUAGGUAGUUGUCAGAGGCAUUAUGUUUCAGGUUGUAUAUUCAUCCCAUUUUCAUUCUUGCAUUGACAUUUAAAUCAUUUGAUGGAUAAACUUUAUAUAAUCACUGGUCAAGGCAGGGUCCGCAGUUCUGGCCUCUUUUCAGGCUGUGAAUAAAACUGUCCCACAUCAUUGGAUACAUGUCCAUACAUGUAUAUCUCAACACAAAGGGACUUCAAUCUAGACACAAGCCUAUUUUUAAUUGGAUGAUUUUGCUUGUGUGUGUUUUAUUUUAACACAAAAGUUUUCAACGCUAGACUUGAAAUCACCCAAUCUUUUCAGAGCCGGUAAAAAGCCUCUGAGUCCUUGACAUAUGUUAGAUUAUUGUAUACAACCUGAAACAUAUUGAUCAUAUGGUUUGAUUUGCUUUUACGAAUUUACUUCCAACAGUGAAAUAAUUGGAUAUUAAUGCAUGAGUAUGUGUUGUACAGCUAUCUGGUUUAAGGGACGUUAAUUUCGCCCUUCAUGUCUGAUAUUCAAAAAAUUUGGGGAAUUGUCCAAAAUGUGUAACUUGUAAAUGUUAUUUUCCCCCUUUUUCUAAUUUAUGUCAAUAACCUGUGAAUUGUUACAUGUAACAUUCUUUAUAAUCGUAAAUAAAAUAGAACACUAGUGAAAAUAUUGAGAGUCUUGAAAUUUAUUACAAGUGAUAAUUCAAAUUUACAUAGUCAUUUCAAAUAUUUACAAAACACAUCAAAAUACAAAAUAUCUUUACAAGAAAUUCUUGACACAAAAUUACAAUUUUUGAACUCUAUAAUAUAGAAUAACAUUCCAUAAUGUCUGUUAUUUACAAUUAUACAAAUAAACUAAAAUACAAAAAUGAUAAAUAUAUCAAUAACUCUGUUCAAAGUGACAAGAAAUAUUCACUUAACAAACAAUUUGUAGGCAACAUUGGAGUGUACAUGUAUGUAUAUUCAGGAAAUAUAUGUCUUAUUCAUAAAAUGUCCUAAUACACAAUUAUAGAGUGAUGCUUGCUUAGGCUGCUUUAUUCAGUAGAAUUGUAUCUUAUUCAUAAAAGAUAACCUCCACCUCUUUCCAUUUUAGAUUUUCUUGACAUGUUUGAUUUUAUCAAUCUGUGUGAAUCACAGACAAGAAUCUGGGGCAUGUUUCAGAAAGAGUUGCAAUUAAUCACAACCUCACUGACACCCUAUCACAACCAUGUAUUUGGAUCUUUUAGUUGCAAUUACAUACAGCUCUUUCUGCAACAAGCUCCUGGAAAUUUCUAGUAUAAUAAAUAAAAGCUGCACAGUAUCAAUAUCAUUAUUGAAUAUCAAAAGAAAUUGUAAGUUCAUAUACAUAGUACAUCAAUUCGUUGAUAAACGAUGGCACCUCUAGUGGAAAUCUUCAAUAAAAGCACAAGAUGAAAUAUAAGUAUAUUGCAGUUGCAUUUGUGGUGAAAACAGUUGGUACAAUUUGCAUAUAAUGGACAAUGAACACACACAUUUGUAUAAGGUGGAAUUUAGGACGGAAUGAUAGCUAGUCAAAAUAAAUAUGAAUCAUAAAUCUUUUAUUUAAUUUGUAAUAACAUAAUAGGAUGAAUUGUCCAAGAGAAAUAAAGGCACCUUCUAUUACGAUUUUUUUUCUAAAUGAAUAUGAUGCAUAUCCUUUGCAAGACAGCCAUGUUUCACAGUGGCAGAAUAUGAAAAAGUCUUUGCACCAAACACAAAAUAAACCUUUCAGUCAUUCUCUUCAA